This is a messenger RNA of Sinocyclocheilus rhinocerous, 678 nucleotides long. Its product is annotated as chymotrypsin-like elastase family member 2A. The transcript is spliced from 8 exons. Gene Ontology annotation, molecular function: serine-type endopeptidase activity. The coding region runs from base 1 to 678 and encodes 225 amino acids. Gene Ontology annotation, biological process: proteolysis. The record is from RefSeq and is a predicted model, not a curated record. NCBI's taxonomy places the organism in Eukaryota, Metazoa, Chordata, Actinopteri, Cypriniformes, Cyprinidae.
AUGUUCAAUAAAGUGGUCAAAGAUUGGGAGAUUGAAGAUCAGCCUAAACCUGUCGCCUCAAGGGUGGUGGGUGGAACUGAUGUUAAACCAAACAGCUGGCCAUGGCAGGUGUCUCUCCAGUACCAGAGUGGCUCCAGCUUUUACCACACUUGUGGUGGCACCCUGAUCGACAAACAGUGGGUUUUGACUGCUGCUCACUGCAUUGGCAGCCGCACUUACAGAGUCUACCUGGGCAAGCACAACCUGGCACUCAGCAGCGAGUCCGGCUCUCUCGCCAUCUCUCCUUCCAGGAUCAUAGUGCAUGAGAACUGGGAUUCCUACAAUAUCCGCAAUGACAUUGCCCUGAUCAAGUUGUCGACUCCAGUGACUUUCUCUGACAAGAUUUCACCUGCUUGCCUGCCUAAUUCCGGCAGCAUUCUGCCACACAACUUCUCCUGUUACGUCACUGGCUGGGGACGCCUCUGGACCAAUGGCCCCAUUGCUGAUAUCCUGCAGCAGGCUUUGCUCCCUGUUGUGGACUACGCUACCUGCACUAGGUCUGUCUGGUGGGGCAACCUUGUGACCAACCUCAUGGUGUGCGCUGGUGGAGAUGGAGUGGUGUCCAGCUGCAAUGGUGAUUCUGGUGGCCCUCUGAACUGCCACCUAAAAGUAGUAGAAGAAGAAGAAGAAGAACAUUAA